Messenger RNA from Grammomys surdaster, 1503 nucleotides. Its product is annotated as retinol dehydrogenase 16-like. Lineage: Eukaryota; Metazoa; Chordata; Mammalia; Rodentia; Muridae. Gene Ontology annotation, molecular function: oxidoreductase activity. The transcript has 4 exons. The coding region runs from base 337 to 1290 and encodes 317 amino acids. The record is from RefSeq and is a predicted model, not a curated record.
CGUUAUUGAACAAUCAGCUGUGUUUUCUUUGUCAGUGAGAUAAGAACAGCCAAAGGUCAUUACAUAUCUACAGAGCAGUGCAGUUCAAAUACCCAAGGAGUUAGGUGUUAAUUAUUGUUAGGAAAUACAGUGUAAACAGCAAGCCAGAAGAGUGGAAUCCUCCAUGCCUACACCUUCCUUUCUGAGUGAGCUAUUGCCAGGCUCAUUGUGACUCAGAAUCAAUCUCCCCCCCCCUUGCCUCUCUGUCUCUCUGUCUCUCUCUCUGUCUCUGACUCUCUCUCUCUCUCUUUAUCUCUCUGUCUCUCAAUUCUCUGUCUAUCUCAUCUUAUACAAGCCAUGUGGCUCUACCUGAUGGCACUUGUGGGCCUGUGGAUGCUUUUGCGGUUGUUCAAGGAGAGGCAGGUGGUGGAUCAUCUCCAAGACAAGUAUGUCUUCAUCACAGGCUGUGGCUCAGGCUUUGGGAACCUGCUGGCCAGACAGCUGGACAGAAGAGGAAUGAGGGUAUUGGCUGCCUGUCGGAGGGAGGAAGGAGCAGAGCAGCUGAGGAAGAAGACAUCAGACAGGCUGGAGACAGUGAUCCUUGAUGUCACCAGCACAGAGAGUAUUGUGGCAGCCACUCAGUGGGUGAAGGAGCGUGUUGGGAACAAAGGACUCUGGGGCCUGGUCAACAAUGCUGGAAUCUCCACCCCCUUGGGUCCUAAUGAGUGGAUGAAGAAACAGGACUUUGCAACUAUACUGGAUGUGAACCUGUUAGGCAUGAUCGAGGUGACACUGAGCAUGCUGCCCUUAGUGAGGAAGGCAAGGGGCCGCAUUGUCAAUGUCUCCAGCAUCAUGGGUCGAGUGUCUUUUGGUGGUGGUGGUUACUGCAUCUCCAAGUACGGUAUUGAGGCCUUCUCAGACUCUCUUAGGAGGGAACUUUCCUACUUUGGAGUGAAAGUGGCUAUUAUAGAGCCUGGACACUUCAAGACUGGAAUGACCAGUAGAGGCAGAUUAUCAUCAAGCUUCCAGAUGCUGUGGGACCAGACCAGCUCAGAAAUCAGGGAGAUCUAUGGCGAGAAAUACUUGGCAUUCAAUCUGAAAAAGCUAGACGGAUUGGACCAGUUGGGCAACAAGGACCUGUCUUUGGUGACUGACUGCAUGGAGCAUGCUCUGACUGCCUGUCACCCUCGCACCCGAUAUUCAGCUGGGUGGGAUGCCAAGCUCUACUACCUUCCCUUGAGCUACCUGCCCACCUCUCUUGUGGAUGCCCUUCUCUACUGGACUUCUCCAAAGCCUGAGAAAGCUCUCUGAAGUCUUUACCUAUGUUUAUAGUUGGGGAUAUGGAGGUACUGUGUAAGGGAGGGAAUCUGUAGGAGAAUGUAUAACAGUUGAGGGAGGGAGGUCAUUACUAUGGUGUUAUUAGUUCACACUCUUCAUUCCACUAAAUUUCCUGUGAUAUUACUCAAGCCUAAUGGUGACCAUAAAAAUAAACAAAGAAGUCUACCAAGGGAUUCAGAUACAAAA